CGGGAAAUCGCUCAGUUCAACGUUCCAUUUCGGCCGUGGAUGAUCGCGUUGCUAUCCUCGUCAUGCGCGUGUGUGAUUGUGUAAAUUGUGUGUGUGGAAAAUUCAAAUUUACACGCUAAGGAUACUGCAUGCUUAUCGGCAAAAACCUUCCUCACCAGGCUCGAUCGAUCAGGCCCAACAAAAACCUCUAAUGAUCAACGGUGAUCGGUGGGCGUUCGGACGGUGGUGGUAUCGUGCCGGGCCUGUUUCGAUCCGGUGUGACCAAACCGUUGCCCUGGACAGAUAAUGAACCUCUCGCAGUGUUGAUGGUGCUGUUGGUGUGCUAGAAAAUCAUUUUCUACAAAUAAUAAUUGUGAAACCAAAUUGUAACCGCGUGUCUGUGUGUGUGUGUGUGUGUGCAUUGCAAAACUUCCAGCAGCCAACGGAUAGCAAUAAGGAUAUCAGUUUGUUUCUCCCAUCACAACGUUAUUAUUAGCAGACAAGUGACAUGCUGGUGCAGUAUGCGAUAGGUGGACUGCUACUGAUGGUGGCACAAUGCGUUCGGGAAAUCAAUGGCGAGUAUCAAACCAGUCUCACGUUCAACGAUAUCCUGCCGGAGGACCCGAAGCUGUACGACAAGAUGCGCCCGCCGAAGAAGGAGGGCCAGCCGACGAUCGUGUUCUUCCACGUCACCGUCAUGGGGCUGGAUUCGAUCGAUGAAAACUCGAUGACGUACGCGGCGGACAUCUUUUUCGCCCAGACGUGGAAGGACCACCGGUUGCGGCUGCCGGAAAACAUGACGUCCGAGUACCGGCUGCUCGAGGUGGACUGGCUGAAGAACAUGUGGCGGCCGGACUCGUUCUUCAAGAAUGCCAAAUCCGUCACCUUCCAGACGAUGACCAUCCCGAACCACUACAUGUGGCUGUACAAGGACAAAACGAUCCUGUACAUGGUGAAGCUGACGCUGAAGCUGUCCUGCGCGAUGAACUUCCUGAUCUACCCGCACGACACGCAGGAGUGCAAGCUGCAGAUGGAAAGCCUUUCCCACACGACCGACGAUUUGGUGUUCCAGUGGGAUUUGGAGGUGCCGCUGGUGGUGGAUGCGCACAUCGAGCUGCCGCAGUUGGCGCUGGUCAAGAACUAUACGGCCGACUGCACCCAGGUGUACUCGACCGGGAACUUCACCUGUCUGGAGGUGGUGUUUGUGUUGAAGCGACGUCUCGGCUACUACCUGUUCCACACCUACAUUCCGACCUGUCUGAUCGUCAUCAUGUCGUGGGUUUCGUUCUGGAUCAAACCGGAGGCGGCCCCGGCCCGGGUUACGCUCGGCGUCACGUCCCUGCUAACCCUCAGCACGCAGCACGCCAAAUCGCAGGCAUCGCUGCCGCCCGUCUCCUACCUGAAGGCGGUCGACGCGUUCAUGUCCGUCUGUACCGUGUUCGUGUUUAUGGCGCUGAUGGAGUACUGUCUGGUGAACAUUGUGCUGGGCGAUUCGGAUCCACCGUCGCCGCCGAAACCGCACCCGCCCAAGAUGGACAAGUUUUUCGACUUUACCGCGAAAAACGGCAAGCGCAACAGCAAAUCGCACGAGCAUCCGCACGACAUACCGAUCACCACGUUCCAGCGGCAGGAAAGCACGCUGCUGCUGUCGCCCGUUCCGCACAUCCAGACGAUACCGCCACCGCCGUGCAAGCCGGCCUCGGCCAUACCGAAGCUGACGCCCGCCCAGAUGCGGCUCAAGCGGGCGAUCAACAUCGAUCGGUUUUCGCGCGUCUUUUUCCCCUUUCUCUUCACGCUGCUGAACGUCACGUACUGGAUCAUGUUUUACGAGUAUAUUUAAGCACGGGGUUUUUGCAGGUGUUUUAAGGGGAAGGGGGACGUUGGUUGGGGGGGUGCUAAAUGAUAGAUAUCCCGCAUUCCAUGCUUAUUUAUUAAUGUGUUUAUUCGUAGCGAUAGAGAGAACGCUUGACGGAAUGCUAACGAGAAAUGGUUAUAUUACACUAGCUAAAAACAAAAACACUUAGCUUAGAUUGUAGAAGCGCACAACGCGCUCACCAGCGGAAGAAGGAAAAGGAAAAACUUGUAAAUUAUUAAAUACACCGUACGCCUCCAUGCAAAAGGAUUUCAAGUAGUCAAACAGAAGCGGUAGAGUGGUUGAAUAAAGAUAAGAAAGUAGCAUUGAUAGGAAUCUAGGGACGAUGGGGCGAAACCAAACCACUCCAAACACCACUCUGGUGUUGGGUCACGCUCCCCGUUUGAGCUUAUGGGAGACCAGGCGACUCCUUCAAUCCAAAGUCACCGCGCGGGAUAACCCGACAUAAGAUGCCAAAUAUUAAGCCUACAGAUAAGACGCUCUAGUGUGUUUCAUUAGUAUAUUAGUGCCGUGCAAUUGUUACACUUUAAGCAGCUCCAAUUGUCCAAUGACGCCAUUAAUAAUGUAUUGUUACGAAUAGAAUCUGAAGCUACACAUACAUACUCACACCUAGUUUGUAUUAAUUUGUGUUUUUUCCUCUUUACAAUAGGUAAAUAUAGUGUCACUGUAUUGCACAACCGAGGCGUUGUACAAACGGUUACAAAACAGGCAAAAAAUAACGAUAUUAAACGCAAGCUAAGAAUACUACUUACCGACAGUUAAAUUGUAAGAGUAGUAAAAACCCAUCUGACGCUACUAUCUUAAUAUGAUUCUCAAUAAAGUAAGAAGAAACAAAUACACACACACACAUAA
Anopheles arabiensis is the source of this 2704-nucleotide messenger RNA. RefSeq names its product glycine receptor subunit alpha-3-like. Bases 488 to 1819 code for a protein of 443 amino acids. Lineage: Eukaryota; Metazoa; Arthropoda; Insecta; Diptera; Culicidae. Gene Ontology annotation, molecular function: extracellular ligand-gated monoatomic ion channel activity; neurotransmitter receptor activity; chloride channel activity. The record is from RefSeq and is a predicted model, not a curated record. The transcript is spliced from 5 exons. Gene Ontology annotation, cellular component: neuron projection; synapse; membrane. Gene Ontology annotation, biological process: regulation of membrane potential; chloride transmembrane transport; signal transduction.